This is a messenger RNA of Crotalus tigris (Tiger rattlesnake), 4081 nucleotides long. RefSeq names its product calmin (gene CLMN). Gene Ontology annotation, molecular function: actin filament binding. Gene Ontology annotation, cellular component: nuclear outer membrane; cytoplasm; meiotic nuclear membrane microtubule tethering complex. Gene Ontology annotation, biological process: nuclear migration. The coding region runs from base 696 to 3311 and encodes 871 amino acids. The transcript has 13 exons. NCBI's taxonomy places the organism in Eukaryota, Metazoa, Chordata, Lepidosauria, Squamata, Viperidae. The record is from RefSeq and is a predicted model, not a curated record.
GAUUAAUCCGGCUCAUUUUUUUUUUCCGGCUUGCCGAAAAGGGGCGGGAACACGGCGAGGCGAGGCGCGGCUUGGAGCGCAGCGAGGCGCGUGAAUGGGCGCCCGGAGUGAGCUUCACGCGUCCUGCUUUCCAGUAAACAUUAACCUGAAGCUGCGUGCGUGGUGCCUCAGCCCCGACUCUAGCCAAACUUGCGGCUGCGUCACGCCAGGGAGAAACAUCCCAGGAUGCAGCUUAGAAAUCUCAGGAAUUCUCAUCGCCGCCCUUUAAAAACUUGAGCCCACCCGGGGUGAGGGUGGGGAGGGAGGGGGCCUCUGGAUCUGCUUUCAAGCGCCCCACCUUUCACCUGCGCGCUCUGCCUCUCUCCCUCCCCGCCUCCCCUUUCGGGUUCGCGUAAGUGAAGCCUAAGAGACGGGGCGCUCUGAUCUACCUCGCGGGCGACCGGUGGCUCUGGCUCGGCCCCCCUCCUCUCCGUCCAGCUCUUCUCCCUUCCCCUCUUCCCUUCUUGGUAAGCUGUUCCUCCCCCUCCCCGCGUGCUUUUUUCCCCCCUUCCCUUUCUUUCUCAUUCUCUCCCUCUCUCUCCUUUCGAAGAUCAGUUUGGGUUUUGUUUGGGGGAGGGCGGAGUUGAAGUGCGUUGAAAGGUUCCCCGCUUUUGCAGCCGCGGUGUUAAGCCAUCCCCACGUCUACCUGAUCCUUCAUGGCUGGGAGCGAAUGGGACUGGUUUCAGCGGGAGGAGCUGAUCGGACAGAUUAGCGACAUCAGAGUCCAAAAUCUCCAAGUGGAAAGGGAAAAUGUGCAGAAAAGGACUUUUACCCGAUGGAUUAAUUUACAUUUGGAAAAGUGUAGCCCUCCUCUGGAAGUUAAAGAUUUGCUGCUUGAUAUUAAAGAUGGCAAAAUUCUGAUGGCAUUACUGGAAGUGCUGUCUGGACAAAAUCUGCUUCACGAGUACAAGUCUUCAACCCAUCGUAUUUUUCAGCUGAACAAUAUUGCAAAAGCCCUUAAGUUUUUGGAGGACAGAAAUGUAAAGCUGGUUAGCAUUGAUGCAUCUGAAAUAGCAGAUGGAAACUCCUCCAUGGUACUGGGCCUGAUAUGGAACAUAAUCCUGUUUUUUCAGAUAAAGGAACUUACAGGCAACCUCAAUAGGAACUCCUCCUCAUCUAGCCUGUCAUCAGGGCCAAGUGGCCCUGAUUCAGAUACAUCUCAUCCCAGCACACCUAAUGUUGAGAGAAACAUGUCUGUUUCUGUGAAGGAUCAGCGGAAAGCAAUCAAGGCUCUUUUAACUUGGGUUCAAAGGAAAACUAGAAAAUAUGGUGUGGCAAUUCAGGACUUUACCAGCAGUUGGAGAAGUGGCCUGGCCUUCUUAGCUGUAAUCAAAGCAAUAGAUUCUAGUUUGGUAGAUAUGAAGCAAGCUUUAGACAAAUGUCCCAGGGAAAACUUAGAGGAUGCAUUCUGUACUGCACAAGACCAUCUGGGUAUUCCAAGACUUCUGGAACCAGAAGACAUUAUGAUUGAUUCACCUGAUGAGCAGUCCAUCAUGACAUAUGUGGCACAGUUUUUGGAGCAUUUUCCAGAACUGGAAGGGGAAGACUUUUCAGAUCUGGACAAGGAAUUUCCAAUUGAAUCUGCUUAUGUCCAUAUUAAAGAGAUACCAGAGGAAGAAAAACAAGAAAAAGUGUUACUCCUGAAUGAAAAUGGAGAACAUAUAUAUCCUAUUCACCUAGUAGAAAACCAAUCACCAUGCCCUCAAAUUGAUAGUCUUGCUUUGCCUCUUGAUGAGGAGAACCAAAAUUUUCAUGCAACAAGUACUGAACUUAAUGACAGUCUAGCUGAUCAUAUGGAUUCUUCUACAAAAGAACCUCGAAGGCCAAGGUCAUUGCCAGUAAGAAGGGUUCAAAUCAGCCCUCCUGCUAAUCUUGCCAACAAUGUAAACCAAUCUGAGGUUAAUCAACUGAAUUUCCCUGCUUCGGUAAAGAGUGAUGACUUCCCAUCAACUGUUCUUAUUUACCGUAAAGAUUCUGUUGAACCAGCUGAUUCUGAUGAAUUUGACUCUGACAUUCAGAAAUCAUCCAGUGAAAUAAAAGAUUCACCUGAGAGUAAGAUUUGCUCCUUGCCUUGGACUUCCCAUUCAUCUAAAAAGGUAUCAGAACAUCUGACAAAUGAACCUGAGUAUGUAAUUCCAACCUCUAUAGGACAAGAGGUCACACAGAAGUACAUAUUACAGAUGCUGAAUCAGGAAAUAAUAUCUAAGCUUGCAGAAAAUGAUGACCUUGCGGAACAAUCAUCUAACUUAAAGGAAUUCCCAACUACUAAUCAAGAAAUUGAUGGGCAUGACUUUAAAAAUAAUUCAGAGGCAACUUGUACACCUGAAUAUGAACCAAUCAGUAAUACUUCCAAAAGCCUUAAUAUUGCUAAUGAAGAAUCAAUGAUGACACCAAAUCCUUCUAAAGUCUCUAUAAUUCCUCAUGACCUUUUCUAUUAUCCACAUUAUGAUGUCUCCAUAUCAGCACUGCUGGAUGCCUUUGCUACCGCCACUUCUGAUACAGACCUUUCCCUUUUAGAAAACAGUAAAAUCUGCUCAGAAAUUCUAGUUGAUUGUUUGGCUGAAAAUGAGCCCCUUAGCCCAAGCACUGAAGGAGAUAUUCCCAAACAAGAUCUACCAAGCAAUAUGAAGGAUGUGCCAAAAAAAAAGGACAACAAAAGCCCAAGAAAACAGAAAAGAGAUUCUCAGAGUCAUACCAAGUUUUCCUUUAGCAAGAGUGCUGUGGUGGGGAAAAACACACUGCCCCAAAAGAACAACAAUUCUGAAAACAAUUCUGCGCACCCAGAUGUUCCUGUGAUUAUGGAAAAUCAAUCUGAUACUGUAGCUGAAGAAAGAAAACUGCCAGAAGAAAGGAGUAAAAAGAAAGAAAAAAGGAAGAAUAAGGCGAUCUUCCAAGGAGAAAAUCCCCAGAGCUCAAAACCUGGCUUUACCCGCUUAAUAGAUAAGCUGGAAGAAGAAUCCAUAGACCAUCCAGCUCUGUCAAGGAUCAGCCACAGUGAUCCCAAUAUUGUCUACCAAAUAAAUACUACUGAUUCAACGAUUAAGGAAAGUGGCAGGCCUGGUGUACAAAAGAGCACAACCACAAGUGAAUAUGCAAGUCCUGUUAUCAGGAAGAGAAAAGACCUUGAAGAGGAAGACACUCUAGAGAAGGAACUGUUAUGUAGGAGCUCUUCACGGACAGACCAGCCUGAGCUGUUUUACUUCAUUAUUUUCCUCUGGGCAAUAGUUUAUUGCUUACUACUUCUUCCACAGCUUGUCAGCAGCCCACUUUGAUCUCUGUGAAUGCAUCAGAGUAAUAAAAGAUAGCCGCUUGAGGUUUAUGUUUAUAUGCCCAUAAUCCUUUCUUCAGGAUGUAGUAAUGCCUGCCAAAAUAAACAGGUCAGGAUUAGGAAGGAAGGAAGAGAUUAAAGCCUAUUUGGGCUGAUUUUGUUCCUGUAAAAACCAACCAGAAGCCCAUUAACAAAAUAAUAAGGCAAAAGCAUCUGCUUCCUCAUAAUAUUUUAGCAAUGGAUACUCAUAUACAUAUUCCCUGUGAUAAUUUGUAGCCAUUUUGAUUAGUAGUUACUGGUAACUUUACUCUUUGUGAAUUGAUCUAAUCCUCUUUUAAAACUGUCCAAGUUGGGGCAUUACUACAUACUGUGGCAGCAAAUUUUAUAGACCUCUUGAAGGAAAUAUUUUUGUUUAUUCCGUCCUGAUCAUCUAUCAUUCAACUGCAUUGAAAACCAUAGUUUUAGUAUGAGAGAAAAGAUAUUCUGUCUACUUUGUUCAUGUUGCAUAACUUUAACAUUGAUAUCUCCUUCCUCAUCUUUUUCUAAAUCAAUAAGCUCAGAUCUUGUAGUCUUUUCUUAUUGGGCUCAGAGCUGGUUCCAUGGGUAUUCUUAUUUUACUGUUGCAUUAUAAGACUUUUGUGUACAUAAUAUAUAUUUGUAUAGAGAGAUCUACACAGAGUGAAGACAUUCGGUUAAUGAAUUAAUUCAGGAUUUUUGUACGUUUAUGCCUUGCUUUAUAGGAUGCAAAAUAAAAUGAACAAUCUUGUAGGGAAA